Messenger RNA from Emys orbicularis (European pond turtle), 2412 nucleotides. It is a transcript of the gene SYT14, whose product is annotated as synaptotagmin 14. Lineage: Eukaryota; Metazoa; Chordata; Testudines; Emydidae. The coding region runs from base 1 to 2412 and encodes 803 amino acids. Gene Ontology annotation, molecular function: phospholipid binding. The record is from RefSeq and is a predicted model, not a curated record. The transcript has 6 exons.
AUGGCAUUUUUCAAAAACUUUCAACAAAAUCUGAGCCUUCCUUCUGUGUCUUCUCUGGUUGACGCUCUUAGUAAUGCUGUAGAUGAUCUGACCAGUGCUGUUGGAGAGGUCAGCUAUACUGUAGCUGAUUCAGUCACAGAGCAGGUAACAAGCAUGAUAAAUGGCCUUCGCACAGAAGAUGAAAACUCUAGAAUGCAAGAGGAUAAAUCUAUGCCUAUUAAAGAGGAAAAUAUAACAUCAUUGGCAGAUUCUAAGGAAACUAAUAUGAAGGAAAAAAGAUGUGUUGAAGAAGAUAAACAUAAGCAGACUCAUUAUUCUGAUUCAUCAGAUUCUGUAAAACAAGAGUUGAAUCAAGUUAGAAUGUCAGUUCAUGUCCAGGACAAAAGAAACAAUCAAUUAAAACGGGGAGAUGCUAACAAACAUUCUAAUGAUAUUGAAGUUUCUGAAGACAUGAAAAAAGUAGGAAGACAUGUUAAAAGUAAAGGAGCCACUGGAAAUAAAUACUUGGAAAAUGAAAAGUUUUCAAAGGAUAAUAAUUUGAAUAGUAAUACAUUUAUAACAGAUGAAUCUAUUAUUAAAGACCCAGGCAAUGGGUUACAUGCAGUACUGGAAAAUUCUAAGGAUCACUUGCAUAGAAAAGUCAAAUCCAGGGCUUCAGCGAUUGAUUUUCAGGACCCCAAAGAGCAGCCCUGUACAGAUGGAUACAAGGAUUUAGAAGCAAAAGCAAAUGACGUACCAAAGCAGAGAUUAUCAGAGUCAAAUUUUAAAAAGGCACCGAGUGAUCAUCCUGAUUGUGUUAAUGAAGUAAAAGCAAAGAAAUACAAAACUUUUUCUGAUGGUAACGAACAAACCAUAAUGAAACAUGAAGAAAAUGCAACAACCGCAUUUUCUAAAGAAGGUAAAAAGAGAAAUUAUAAGGAAUCAGAAAAGAUUUCAAGAGAAGUAAGUAGCAAGAAGACACCAGAAAAAGACAACUCGUACAUGAAUAAAGACCAGCAUGGUUCCUCCUCUGAAAGUGAAGACGAGGCAUUGGGUAAAUACCAUGAGGCCUUGUCCAGAACACAAAGUUCCAGGCCACCAAUGGUAGAUAGCAGACAGCAAAAAAAUUACAUUUGGGAAACUAGACAAAAAUAUAGCCCUCUGUCUGCAGAGUAUGAUGGGUACAGUAGUGAAGCCUCGAUAGAUGAAGCAAACUGUAUUCAAAGAAUGAGAAGAACACCUCCACUGGAUGAACUGCAGCCUCCACCAUAUCAGGAUGAUAGUGGUUCUCCUCACCUCUCUUGUACACCCUCUGAAGUUGAUGACAGUAAAUGUGAAUUUUCCCACUGUAGCAACAGUCCAAGAUGUUCAUACAAGUGCCCAAGUGAAGGAAGCACUGGACAUGAAAUAGAAAGCUUCCAUAACAAAGGAUAUGAAGAGGAUGUACCCAGUGAUAGUACUGCUGUCCUUAGCCCAGAGGAUAUGUCAGCUCGAGGAUCAUCUUCACAGCUUCCUAAACCUUUUGAUCCUGAGCCAGUAGCUAAAUACGGCACGCUGGAUGUGACUUUUGACUAUGACUCACAAGAACAGAAGCUUCUAGUAACAGUGACAGCUGUCACAGACAUCCCAACAUAUAACAGGACAGGUGGAAACUCAUGGCAAGUACAUCUAGUUCUCCUACCUAUAAAAAAACAGAGAGCAAAAACCAGCAUCCAGCGGGGACCAUGCCCUGUCUUCGCAGAGACAUUCAAAUUUAAUCACGUUGAAUCUGAGAUGAUUGGGAAUUAUGCAGUUCGCUUUAGACUGUAUGGUGUACGUCGCAUGAAAAAAGAGAGGAUUGUGGGGGAAAAGAUUUUUUACUUAACCAAAUUGAAUCUUCAAGGGAAGAUGUCAGUACCAGUGAUAAUGGAGCCUUCUUACAGUCUUUCUGGCUGUGACUCUCAAAUAAGCAUGUCAGAAAUGUCCUGCAGCGAAAGUACCUCCUCUUGUCAGUCCCUGGUACAUGGCUCAGCUCCAGAAAUCCUGAUCGGCCUACUUUAUAAUGCCACAACUGGAAGACUAUCAGCAGAAGUGAUAAAAGGCAGCCACUUCAAAAACUUGGCAGCAAACAGACCACCCAAUACAUAUGUUAAGUUAACACUGCUGAAUUCCAUGGGUCAGGAGAUGUCCAAGUGCAAGACAUCCAUCCGCCGAGGGCAGCCAAAUCCAGUAUACAAAGAAACCUUCAUUUUUCAAGUGGCACUAUUUCAGCUUUCAGAUGUGACGCUCAUACUGUCUGUGUAUAAUAAACGCAGCAUGAAACGAAAAGAGAUGAUAGGCUGGAUUUCUCUAGGUCUCAACAGCUCAGGAGAAGAGGAACUACAUCACUGGACUGAAAUGAAAGAAUCAAAAGGACAACAAAUCUGUAGAUGGCACUCAUUACUAGAGUCUUAA